AUGACUAAAUAUUGCUCUGAUCGUUUUAAUAAAAUAAUAAUUACCCGAAUAAUGGCAUCUGUUUGUGGUGCUGAUAUAGUUCAUCCGAACUUCAAAAUGUCCUGGUUAACAUGGACCGUGAUAGUUGCCAUUAACGCAUUUUGCUGUACAAUUUAUACCAUUUAUAUAGGACUAGUUGUGGAUGGUGACUGGAAAGUUAUUUUGCAGACUUUAAGUUUAGUAGGAAGUGCCGCACAGGGUUAUAGUAAAUUGCUUUUGGCUCUUUAUCGUCGUUGGGUUAUGAUUUCUAUGAAUCAAAAUCUGGAAAAAAUUUACAAGGAAUAUCAAAAUGACAAAGACUAUAUGAAGAUUCUAUCCUAUCGUAUUGAUUUGAAUACAAGACUUUUGAAAAUUGUCUUAUUGAUAUAUGUUCUUGCCGUGUUGCUUAUUGUUUCGUAUCCUCUAAUAUAUAGUUUAUUGUAUGAUGAGAAAUUAUUUGUUAUGCAAUUUUUAUUGUCCGGUGUAGACCCUCUAACUCACGUUGGCUAUGUGGUACAUAAUAUUGUUCAUAUUAUUCUUAUGUUUCUGGGAGGUUUUGGAAAUUUUGCUGGUGACAUGUAUAUUUUUAUAUUUAUCACACAUAUUCCUAUGUUGAAGGAUAUUUUAAGGAUAAAGUUUGAAAAAUUUAAUCGGGUAACACUUAAAACUCGGGAUACUAAGAAAACGUUACCUCUUUUAAAGAAGAUCGUCGAGUGGCAUCAGAAUUAUAAUAAAUUCGUUAAACAAGUUGAAGAAUCCUAUUAAGGUGUAAUAUUUGUUCAAGUUUUUACUUCGGUAGUCAGUAUCUGUUGCACCCUCUUCUGCAUUAUAGUACGCAGUUGGCCAGCUGCCUUCGUUUAUUUAGCUUACAGUACAAUCAUGUUAUAUGCAUACUGUGGACUUGGCCAUUUAGUGGAAACAUCGAAUGACGAAGUAAUGUACGUUAUUUAUGGCGAUUGCUUGUGGUUCGAACUAUCUAGGUCCGAACAAAAUUUAAUUCUCUUAAUGAUACGAAAGUCCCAAAAACCAAUAACGUUGACUAUUGGCCAAAUUAUGCCAUUGUCCAUGAGUACGACUCUGAAGUUAACGAAAGCUAUCUAUAGUUAUAUGAUGAUGCUUUUGAAUUUUUUGGAAAUGGAUGAUAUUUGA
Messenger RNA from Lucilia sericata (common green bottle fly), 1167 nucleotides. Its product is annotated as odorant receptor 67d-like. Gene Ontology annotation, molecular function: odorant binding; olfactory receptor activity. The record is from RefSeq and is a predicted model, not a curated record. Gene Ontology annotation, biological process: detection of chemical stimulus involved in sensory perception of smell; sensory perception of smell. Gene Ontology annotation, cellular component: plasma membrane. Lineage: Eukaryota; Metazoa; Arthropoda; Insecta; Diptera; Calliphoridae.